This is a messenger RNA of Diachasmimorpha longicaudata, 2196 nucleotides long. RefSeq names its product mediator of RNA polymerase II transcription subunit 28-like (gene MED28). NCBI's taxonomy places the organism in Eukaryota, Metazoa, Arthropoda, Insecta, Hymenoptera, Braconidae. Bases 480 to 1277 code for a protein of 265 amino acids. The transcript is spliced from 4 exons. The record is from RefSeq and is a predicted model, not a curated record. Gene Ontology annotation, cellular component: mediator complex.
CAAAUCCAGUACAAACGAUAGAUUUACUUCAUUUUUUGGAAAGCUAACAUCUGUCGCUUUCUACAUACGUAUGAUCGAUUGUGAAAGAAUCGAUUAUCAAAUAGUUGAUUGUGGUUGUGAGAUAAUCGAUUACCACAGGGAAUCCGCCCUGUGGGGUUAGUGAUGCGUGUUGCUUUCGAUAUAGGAUAUGGCUGGUUAAUAUUCUAUGAAGAAAGGGGGAGGUUUCUGUAGCUGAAAGUCUUUUUUAUUUCAGUUGUCUGAUAAAUUUAUUAAUUUUCCCCACUUUAAUUAUUCAUUUCAUUAUUUUCAAUAUGUGAAAUUUCCAUUUUACAGUGUUUUCUCCCCGUAAAACUCCUGUUUCAACAUUCCAUAACCUAACUUUAGUUCGUAUCAAGCUUUCCCCGUCCUUUAUGCCCCAGGAAAGAAAACUUGUUGGUUUUUUUCUUUGUUUUUACCUUUUUAACCGGUAAUUUCGCGAAAUGGCAACACCAACUAAUGGAAGUGGAAACCUAGUAGAGGAGUUCGACGAAGCGUUUCAGCAAUGCCUGAAUGUUUUAACCAAAGAGGAAGGUCUGAGCAACAACAGCAUUGGCAGCAGCUUGGCAGUUGACAAAGACGAGGCUCGGAUGGAAGUGGAGCAGGUUACCCUGAGAUUCAUAGACUUGGCAAGGCAGAUGGAGGCUUUUUUCUUACAAAAAAGAUUUCUCUUGUCUGCAUUGAAACCGGAAUUGGUAGUCAAAGAAGACAUCAAUGACCUCAAAUUGGAGUUGACAAGAAAAGAUGACCUCAUAAAAAGGCAUUACGAGAAGAUUGCACUUUGGCAACACCUCCUAGCUGAUCUUCAGGGAUGGGCAAAAUCACCAGCACAAGGACCAGCCCCGAACGGUUUAGCAAAUGGUAAUCAAGCACCUCAAGGCCAGCCCGGCGCAAAUGGCACAGGAGGUGCACAAAUACCCCCUCAACCACCGCAGGCGCCCCAAAUGCUUCAACAUCAGCAUCAACUACAGCAGCAACAGCUGCAGAUGCAGCACAGCCAAAUGCAACAGCAACAAAUGCACCAACAGGUCCAGCAGGGCGCCGGGGCAGCUGCCGUACCUCCAGGACUUCAGGGCGUUAACGUGGUACAACAGGGAAUGUUCAUGGGCCAAGGUGGUGUUGCGGGACGUGGUGGUUUUCCAGUCGGUGGCGUAGGUGUUGGUAGCAGUUCACUGCAAGGUCCACUUGCAUUCCUGGAGAAGACAACGAGCAACAUAGGGAUGCCCGAGAGGCGGAGUUGACGCGGAAGGGGGAGGGGGCGAGGACGAGGACGUGGACGAGGAAGAGGAAGAGGCCGUGGUACUGGUGGUUUACCACCACCACCACCCAUCCUCGAUCCCACGGAUCCGUCUUGUUACGCUGCAGCAGCUGCAGUAGCUGCUGUGGCAUCAUCGCCCCUUCCCUCUCAACAGCAACAGCCCCCUCCCUCGUGCACCUGAGUGGUGCAGUUUAAUUUUAUGCCCUCCGAUAACUGCAAAUAUUUUCAGUACCUUUUUUUCUUUAUAACAUUCCAAUGGAGUGGGUGUCACAUCGGCUGGGGUUUUCAUAAAUUAUGAAGUUUAUUAAUUUCGUAAAUAUUCUUUGCACUUUGGUUGGCUACCCUUCUUGGCUAUUUUUAAUCAACAAGGACAUUAUUCUUAUUUUUUGUUACAAUUUAAUUGGACUAGCGAAUAACCCGAACCGAUGAUUUCACCCUCGCAAAAUUGAAAUGAGGAGAUGGCGUAAUGAUUUUUCCGUUUUUUUUUGUGAAAAAUUUAUCAUUCUGUGGGUAAAGUGAUGAAUGAUAUGAUUAGAGUUGAAUAAUUAUCAAAGUGCAAAUGCAACAAUUUCCAUUAUAAUAAAUCCACUAUUUCAUUUUCUUUAGCUAUCUCCUUUCUUUACUCUCAAUUCCCUUUAAUUUAUAGUUUUGUAAUUUAGUUUAUUUUUUUUCUUUUUCGAUGUACAUAAUGAUAAGCUGAACCGUUAUCUGUACUUAUUUAAUACUAAUUCCGCCUAGAGUUUAAUUAUUCAGUAAUAAUACAUGGUUUGAGUAUUGUGAAAUUGAGAAAUAGAGUGUGAGAGGAUGAGUGAGUGAAUUUAGGUAUACCCUCGAAUGAUAGAUUUUCCUUUAUCGAUCGUUCAUUUUUGUUGAAGACAAAUAAAUUAAAUAACCAUUAUGAA